CCAGGCGGGUCCGAUCUGAUAAGGGUCCAACUGCAGCAGGGAGGAACAGAAACUGCGCGUUUGGAGACGGGAAGCUGUUCAGAGGUUUAGUGCGAGUGCUGCGCACCUCCCCUCUCCAUUGCGCGGAGAGAGCCUCCUCUCGCUUUACGGAGCCUGUUUGUAAUUCCUGCUCUUCGUGCCAGAGCCUGCAGCUGUCUCUGUUGCGUCCCGCUGCCGCUGUUGUGGGAAAACCGUCGCCCCGCAUGACCAAAACGACGGCGGACUUUUUUUUUUCAACCUUGGAGUGUCAGCGCAGACCUGAAGUGUAUCGCAACUUUUUUUUUUUUUUUUUUUUUUUAACAAUUUACAACUCUGGUAGGAGACUGAAGGAAGACCGACUUGACACGCUUGUUACGUCCGCCCUUUCACUGAAAUCUUUGCAACUGUGAAAGGCUAUAGGAAUGUGGAACACAAGUCGAUCUCAGCGAAAAAGGACCUGCCUCUGCCCUUGACACCAUGACCACAGACUUGAACCUGACCUCUCUGCUGAAUGUAACAGAAACCGACCUCCACAACCACACAAGAGGAUGUUCCCUCACCAAGACAGGUUUCCAGUUCUAUUACUUGCCCACUGUUUACAUCAUGGUGUUCAUCACCGGGCUGGUGGGCAACAGCCUGGCCAUUUGGAUGUUCGUGUGCCACAUGCGGCCGUGGAGCAGCAUCUCGGUCUACAUGUUCAACCUGGCCCUGGCUGACUUCUGCUACGUCCUCUCUCUGCCGUUCCUCAUCUUCUACUACUUUAACAAAACCGACUGGAUAUUCGGGGAUGUCCUGUGUCGGCUGCAGCGUUUCAUAUUCCACGUGAACCUGUACGGGAGUAUUCUGUUUCUGACCUGCAUCAGCGUCCACAGGUACACCGGCGUGGUGCACCCGCUCAAGUCUCUGGGUCGGCUGAAGAAGAAAAACGCCGUCAUUACGAGCGCCCUGGUGUGGAUAGUGGUUAUCAUAGCCAUCUCUCCCAUCCUUUAUUAUUCCAGGACCGGCUUGAAGCGUAACGCAACCACCUGUUACGACACCACCACCGAGGAUGAGUUGCCAGGCUAUUUCAUCUACAGCAUGACUUUGACUGUGUUUGGCUUCUGCAUCCCUUUUAUUAUCAUAUUCUGCUGCUACGGUAUGAUCGUCAAAGCGUUGAUCUACAACGACAUGAACAAUGCGCACCUGCGGCAGAAAUCCAUCCACCUGGUCAUCAUAGUCCUCGCAGUAUUUGCCGUCUCAUACCUGCCCUUCCACGUGAUGAAAAACCUCAACAUGAGGGCCAGGCUGUACUUCCAGAGCCCCGACAUGUGCGAGUUCAACAACCGCGUCUACGCGACUUACCAGGUGACCCGGGGGCUGGCCAGCCUCAAUAGCUGCGUGGACCCUAUUCUUUACUUCUUGGCUGGAGACACGUUCAGGAGGAAGCUGUCGCGGGCCACUAAAAAGCCCUCCAGGAAGGGGGACAAUGUCCUUCAGUCCAAGAGCGAGGAGACGGCGCUCAACAGCUUGGCCGAGUAUGUAGAGAAUGGGGACCGGAGGCUGUGACGGGUCACAUCCUCUGUGUGCCCGCUCGUGAUUGUGGAUCUCUUUUAGCUUUUUGGAACCACGAUGGAAUAAAGAGAAGAAAUGCACUGUGCGGACUGAAGACUGUAUGUAGAAGUUACUGGACGAUGUUUUAACACGAAUACUCCACCUAACCCUGUGAUAACCAUCGCUCGCUUGCAGCCUGUCGAUGUUGAUAAGCUAUUGUACUGUAUUGUCCCGUAUUGUCCUCGAAACGUACACGAGCCAUCGAUCCUCUUCCUUGUCAAGCAGUUAGUGUUGCUUACACUUCGGACAAAAUGAACAUUAAUGCCGAGCCAGACUGCGGGAGAUGCGGGCGUUAAUACCAUCUUCAUCAAUUCGUUCAGCCAAAAUAGGACUGAGAAUGGAUGGCGCCUUCUCCGGCCACGGGCUGAUGUUUAAUCAAUAGUCGUUAAGCGCGUGAGAGCUUGUGCUUAAGGAAGUGUACCUGGGAUGGCUUUUUAGAGGGAAAAGUAAAUGCACUGAACCUGAGAGUGCUGCAUGGAUUUGCCGUGCAGACGUCGUGAUGCACUAUGACCGGGGCUCCCUCUCUGCUCCGACAGCUACCUAUCACUCCUCGUUUCUUUCUCCAACUACUACUGACUGCGUGAGGAAUGUGGUUGACUCCUUCUCCAUUCUGACAGCUGUGAGGUGGCGGUCCGUGACGGCUUUGUCGCCACAACCUUUUUUCUCUCCUUAACCUGUUUGUUACAGACGUAGAAAAAAAAACAAAAAACAAACCAAGAAGAUAAUAUUUGCAGUAUUUUUGUGUAUAUAAUACCACGAUGAACUAUUAUUUUUUAGGUGUACUGUACAGGAUAUUGUGACGUUCCAGAUUAGUUUGUGCUGUUAACCGUCAGUAUCACUAAUCCUCAGACCUCUAGUGCAUGAGUCCAGUAGGAAAUCUAGAAACACUGACUCAUCAGAGCACUCGAGUGUUUAUUGCAGCAUAGAGAAUAUUAGCUUGUAAAGGGGCAGACCAGACACACACACACUCAAUCACCUGCUAUGUGACUCCACCUACAUAUUGAAGAUUUGUUUUUAUGAGAUACCUCAAAGUAAAUAAGUGCACUGUGUCUGUGUUUAGGCAGAUAAUAAUUUCUGCUUUGUAUCUGUUGUGAACAUUCUGGAGAACUGAUCGUGGAGCUCUCUCUUGUCUCUCUGUAUAUCUUUUACUCUAGAUGUUUGAUGUCCGUACUAAUUCCUUUGUAAAUCUGUAAUGUGGUCAGCUGUGAGUGUCAAGAAAGGAAGUAAAUCAGCUGUACAGGAUGUUCGAGGCCGCGUGUAUCUUUGUCAAUAAAUUUUUGUAUUUAAAACAGA
Messenger RNA from Mugil cephalus (flathead mullet), 2901 nucleotides. RefSeq names its product purinergic receptor P2Y1 (gene p2ry1). Gene Ontology annotation, cellular component: plasma membrane. The record is from RefSeq and is a predicted model, not a curated record. The transcript is spliced from 2 exons. Gene Ontology annotation, molecular function: ATP binding; G protein-coupled ATP receptor activity; G protein-coupled ADP receptor activity. NCBI's taxonomy places the organism in Eukaryota, Metazoa, Chordata, Actinopteri, Mugiliformes, Mugilidae. Bases 496 to 1563 code for a protein of 355 amino acids. Gene Ontology annotation, biological process: phospholipase C-activating G protein-coupled receptor signaling pathway; relaxation of muscle; platelet activation.